AUGGUCAACUUCACCCCCUGGCGGAAGUCGCAGUCAGCCGACGAGAGUCCCGUGGCUUCGACUGCCACAUCCACACAAGAGAAGGACGCCCCACGACGGAGGUGGAAUCUGGGGAUUCUGAGCGACCCACAGACUGACGAAGUGCCUGGCUCCGUUAUUCUCCUGUCGAAAACGCACAACCGCAACGAACCGUUGGGACUCCAGCAUGCCCACGCACGCACAUCGGCCUCGUCGCUCCCCACCGCGUACCGACCCAGGCCUCAGCGAACUGCCUCGCAACCGGGCUCCCGCCAGUCGUCCCGUUCUCGGCCGCCCGAGAAGAAGCGGACAAAGGAUGGUCGUUUCAUUCUGGACCCACAGCCCGAAGAGUCGGCGAACGAUCCGCUCAACUGGGCACAAGUGCGACGAGAUCUCGCUCUCUUGUCGCUUGGAUUCUACUGCAUGGUCGGAGGAGGAAUGACGCCGCUGUUGGCCGCUGGUUUCAAUGAUGUGGCUCAGACAUACGACGUGACGAUUCCCCAAGUGGCCUUGACUACAGGCCUAUACAUGCUGGGACUUGGUCUGGGUAGCGUGGUUGCGUCACCUACUGCCAUUCUGUUUGGCAAGCGGCCCGUAUAUCUCGGUGCCAUUAUACUCUUCACCGUCUCCUCCAUAUGGUGCGCGGUAUCGCCCAACUACGCCUCCCUCGUAGUGGCGCGCAUUGUCCAAGGCUUUGCCGUUUCUCCAGUCGAAUGUCUGCCUAGCGCUACUAUUGCCGAGAUUUUCUUCCUCCACGAGAGAGCGUACCGCCUGGGAAUCUACACGCUACUUCUGCUUGGCGGAAAGAACUUGAUUCCUUUGGUCAGUGCCGUUAUUGUGCAGUCUUUGGGCUGGCGAUGGGUCUUCUGGAUUACCGCCAUUGUCGUCGGUUUCUGUUUCUUCCUCAUCUUCUUCUUCGUGCCCGAAACCUUUUGGGACCGAGCACCCAGGCCAGCCAAGCGACACAAUCGCGCCCGUAGUAAGAGUCCAGGACAACACCAUGGACACUUUCAUCUACCAAAUAUGCACCACAAGAAGGCUGUCGAUGCAUCGCAGGCACAGAAUGCAUCAGUACCAGCAACGCCCUUGCCCACAUCGCCUCUGGCAGCGCCCAACGAGGUGCCCGCCAAGCGUCACAAGAACACACAUGUUGGAUUCGCCGAGCCAGACCCUGACGAGAAGACUGGUCAUACAGAUAUUGCUGAUGGUACUGGGCGACACGCAAGUGUGCCGCCGACUCCACGCUCUCCGAUGAGCAUCCACUCCACGCCUGGCGAGAACCCGCGUCAUGACUAUUUCGGGCAAUUUCCGGAAACCUUUGUAGCUGAUCCAGAGAAACAAGAUAGUCGUCCUGGCAGCGAACAUAUAUCGACGGAUCCUGCCGAAAAUGACCAUGUGUCAGAACAGUUUUCGAUUCAUUACACCGACUACUACCGUGACGCCCCGGCAAAGUCGUAUCGCCAGUCGCUCAAGCCGUGGAACGGGCGUCUUGUCAAAGACAAGUGGCUUCGCGUAGCCAUCCGCCCAUUCAUCCUCUUUGCCUAUCCCGCCGUCCUUUGGUCAUCGCUUGUUUACGCUCUUGCAGUUGGUUGGCUGAUUGUGCUUUCUGAAUCGGUUGCCCACAUCUACCACGACACGUCGUACAACUUCACCCCACUUCAAGUGGGUCUUGUCUACAUCUCACCUUUUGUAGGUGGUGUUCUGGGUACUGCAGUAGCAGGCCGAGUCUCCGACCUUGUGGUACGAUUUAUGGCACGCAAGAAUGAUGGCGUAUACGAGCCAGAAUUCCGUCUCCUCAUGGCGGUCCCGAUCUCCAUUAGCACUGUUAUUGGACUUAUGGGCUUUGGUUGGAGUGCUGAAGAGAGGGACAGCUGGAUUGUUCCGACCGUUUUCUUCGGCGUCAUCAGCUUCGGCUGUUCGCUGGCUAGUACCACAGCCAUUACUUUCGUGGUUGACAGUUACCGCAUGUAUGCGGGUGAGGCGCUUGUCACGCUUAAUUUCUCAAAGAACGUUUUACACGGCUUCAUCUUUUCUCUCUUCUUCCCGCAUUGGCUAGAGUCGAGCGGUAGCAAGGAUACAUUCUUAGCGAUCGGAGGCAUUCAAUUGGGAUGCAUGCUUUUCAGUAUUCCCAUGUACAUUUAUGGCAAGAGAGCACGGAUGUGGACCGUGAGAAAGAACCUGAUGGAGAAGUUCUAG
This is a messenger RNA of Alternaria postmessia, 2214 nucleotides long. RefSeq lists its product as uncharacterized. Gene Ontology annotation, molecular function: transmembrane transporter activity. The transcript has 3 exons. Gene Ontology annotation, biological process: transmembrane transport. Bases 1 to 2214 code for a protein of 737 amino acids. Lineage: Eukaryota; Fungi; Ascomycota; Dothideomycetes; Pleosporales; Pleosporaceae. The record is from RefSeq and is a predicted model, not a curated record.